CGGGACUCGCUCCUGCUUCCUCUCUGCCUCCUCGCCAGCCUCCUUCCAGUGCAGAGGGCCUUCGAAUGUGACCGCAUGUUCAUCAGCAACCCGGACGGGCCGAAGAACGGCAGCUUCAGUGCCCCGCACAUGGAGAACCCCUUGGGCCACUCGCGGCAGUGCAUCUACACCUUCAUCGCGCAGGACAACGAGAGAGUCGACAUCAACUUCACGCGCUUCAGGGUCAGGGGGGCUUCGCCGGAUUGCAGCCGCGAGUACGUGGACCUGUACACGGAGGUGGAGGACCCCAGCAGCGACCUGAUCAGCACGCCAUUCGGCGGGCGCUACUGCGGACGCGUCUUUCCGCGCCGACGCAUCUCCAUGCAUAAGACGCUCGUCAUCGGCUUCUACACCGACUACGAGAACGACACCGCCGACGUCUUCCACGGGACCUACCAGUUUGUGGACGCCUCCCGGUUCCUGCUGGGCAAGCCCGAGCCCGGGUCGGUGUGCAGCUUCACAAUCCAGGGAGACCAGAAGCGUGAGGGCGACUUCUACUCGCCCACCUACCCCGGCGUUUAUCCCAAGAACCUUCAGUGUCGCUACAGGUUCCUAGGCAGCAGAGGACAGCGAGUGCGCCUCGAAUUCCUUGACUUCGACCUCUUCUACGGUGGAUCUCAUUGUCCCUUCGACUACGUGAAAAUCUACGACGGCAACUCGAGUGGGGACCCCCUGAUCGGCACCUACUGCGGGCAGCAGCGGAACCUAGUGGUGUACUCGUCGGCCGAAACCCUGUACGUCAAAUUUACGACGCUCAGGCGCAUGGCCGACAGCCAGAACCGAGGCUUCGCGGGCUGGUUCGAGUUCAGCGAAAAGUUCGUCAACCUGGACUUCAUUAAGAAAAAUGACGGCGAACACAUCCGAGGAACAGAGUGCGACCAGAAGAUCCUAAGCCGGAAGGAGUCCAACGGCACGGUGUACUCGCCGAACUGGCCUCUGCCGUACCAGGCCAACAUCGUGUGCCGCUACUACAUCUACGGCAUGGAGGACGCCCAGCAUCUGGAGCGCGUCCGCCUCGACUUCGACAAGUUUCACAUGGAGGACCACCGGGCAGACGACGCGCCCGAGUGCCAGGACGCCUACCUCAAGCUCUACAUGCAGGGCCAGGAGGAGCGCCAGGCUGUGGAGGAGUUUGACCACGCCUUCUGCGGGAACCAGGCGCCACCGGCGCUCAUCUCCGAGGGCCCCAGGCUCGUGAUGGUCUUCUCGAGCGGCCAGACCAAGGGCACGGGCUUUCGGGCCCGCUACCUGUUCGAGACCGACUACAAGGUGCCGGGGACGCCGUCGCCGAACAACACCUGCCACUUCUGGUACCUGAGCGAGUCCCAGGCGUCCGGGGACUUCAACUCCCCGCGCUAUCCGGCCAACUACCCGUCCAGCACGCGGUGCGAGUACGUCUUCCUCGGCGGACUCGGCGAGCAGGUCAAGAUCGUCUUCAACUACUUCAAGACGAAAGCGGAGCUCGCCUACCACGGCUACAACGAGGCCUGCGUGGAGGACUGGCUCGAGAUCUACGAGGUGUCCAGCAAGGGAGAGUCGAGCAAAGUGGGGCGCUACUGCGCUAAGACGGCCCCGGGUCCCAUCGUGUCCGACGCCGGCGUCAACAUGAUGAAGGUCAUCCUGCACACGGACAACGCCGGAGUCGCGGGAGGCUUCAGCGCCACCUACUACUUCCUCAAGGACGUCAACAAGUUCGGAGAUUGCGGAGGCAACAUCACGGGCGAGGAGAACGGGAUGGUGACGAGCCCCGGGUACCCGAACGCCUACAAGAACGACCGGCAGAUGUGCAACUGGUACAUCACUGUGCGGCCGGGGCACAGGGUGCUGCUCUACUUCACGCUGUUUCUCAUCGAGGGGGACCCCAAAGAGCGUGGAUGUCCAAGUGCGGUGGUGCGCGUGUGGAAAGACCUCUCCGACGCCCCCCUCGAGUUGUGCGGUGAAGCGCUGAGCAACGACACCAGGGAAGUGAUAUCCACCUCCAACAUUCUCAAAGUAUCAUUCAUGACGGCGCAAAAAGCAGUGGGCAAUGGCGGAUUCAAGGCAAUCUGGACAGAAAUAAGAGAGGAUCCCAACUGCCAGGAGAUCAAAUGCGCUGUCAACGGCUAUUGCAUCUCCUCAAGACUAAAAUGCAAUGGUGUUCCCAACUGCGGCAGCAGUGACAACACAGACGAGGACGACUGCAUUCGCAGUCCCGAGCUGAACCUGUACCUGGUGGUGGGCGUGUCGGCGGGCUGCGGCCUCUUCGUGCUGCUCACCCUCUGCCUGGUCUGCCGGCGGAAGCGGCGACGGCGGCGGCGGCGGCGAAGGCCCUUCGACCGGCCCCUGGGGCCACCCCCACAGCCGCCCAGGGAGGUGCCCUCCAUGCACUUCGUCUCCGUCGACACCGUGUGACUAGAGACCACCGUUUAAGAGCGUCGAACACGCAUCAAUAGCUUGUUUGAAACCUAACGACGACCCCUGCUCCGCCGCUCCUUGUUGCUGUUGUUCUUGUUGUUCUUGUUGUUGAUGUUCUUGUUGUUCAUCUCUGGAACAGAACGGACUUCUUGGAUUGCGGCGUUCCAGCUAAGCUUUCUGUUUUACUUGCGUUUCGCGAAUAUAUCCUUCGCUCCCGCCUCCUACAUCUUCCAAUCAGGGCGGAGAGCUACAUAAUGUCAUUUUAGUGUAAAGUUAUGACUAAUCAGCAGCAUCAUAAGAACUGCAGAGAAGACCCACCCCCAAAAUCCUGAGUCAAAAUGGCGUCUCUGUCCCCUCUGCCUACAUGUCGUUGAGACAUCUGCGUUUUGUUGUCCUAAGCAAAGUUUUUUUUUUUUUUUUUUUUUUUUUGCAGUUUUUGCGAUGUUACGAACUAAUGGUGACGAAUAUUGGUGCUCAUCAUGUCUGAUAAUUAUGUCCAGAAUGCCCGUUCAAUAUACGAAUGAGCGUCGAUGUUCGCGCAGUCUGACCACGCAGUGCACUUGCUUUCACUGCACUGGUUCUUACUCGGAGUCACUAGCGACCUCGUAAAAGAAAUGCGAUAAAUUCUUGCGUGGUUUGGGCCUGAUGGCUGCUUCCCCUGAGCUUUGAUACCUCCCCGAACAUCACCAUUAUUUUUAAACAAUGAUUUAGUGACAUAAAUAUAUGGACAGAUAAUUAAUUUUGGUUUAUCGUAUUCUUAAAAAAGAAAACUUAUUUGGGCGGGUUUUACGUUGUGCUACUGCAGACGUCGCGUAGCAUUCUGCGGAAAAUUCUGAAUGUUGAUUUCACGAUUUUUCUGUGGCAGUACUUUUGUUUUGUUUUUCUUUGUAGCAUUGUUAUGUUUUCACCUGCGUGAUCAUUAUAAAGUUAUUUUCGAGUUUGUUGGAUUGCAGAUUGUCCUAUUGUUUCAGCUCCCAAAAUGGCUUCACUAAGUAUCUUGCUGUUCGUAGUUUGCGUAACGAAAUUGUUAUUAAAACAUGAUAUAUGGGCGUGUCGCACACACGCAUAAAGUAGCAGACUCCAGAAUGAAACAAAAUAAAACUCUUCGUUAUAAUUUAUUUCUCUUCCGGAGGUGGGGCAAAAUUACUCGUUACGCGAAAAAGAAAAGAAAAAGAAAAAAAAAGUCAUGCGCGACACGUGUGCUCGCUACAGAGUCUAUUGCUGUUACCCCAGACUCGUGUACCUCGGAUAAACCGACGGGUGUGUUAAAAAGCGAUACGAGCUCCGCGCGAUCAUCUAAAGGCGAUGUUAGGCGUUACGUUCUCACUCUGUGCACUCAUGGACUCUCUCACAGUGGUGCUGUAACGUGAAGUUUCACUGUUGGAACGCAGCAAGGCUCAACGUUGGAGACCGAAGUGGUGGCGGAGUUCGGUUUGUUUUUAGGAGUUGUUACAUGGCUGACGCCCUUUGAGAAUGUGAUGCCGUGCCAAGACCGUUGCAGAGAAAGAAGGAGCGAGGGAGAGAGAGGCAUGAUACUUCCGUUACGUCCAGAAAAGUUGUUCCCUAUUCCGGCUCUGAAAGACCGAAUUUUUCAGUCCUCGUGUUUUUUUAACUUUAUCUCACACGUUUUUUUGUGUGUGUCCGGAUAUCUCGCUCGUGUUUGUGGCGGAGCAGGGCGGCGUUUGUUUGCUAAAGCUGCAGGGUGUAGAGCUGCUGCCCACCGCGAAAACCGUGGUGUUGAUGGUGGCGAGUUGCCUCGUUCCUGCCACUGAAAGCGUUCAAGAAGUUCCGGGAACCGUGACGUAUUGACGUCAGGAAAGAACGGGCGGCGGCGUCCGGCAACACUGUAGGUCCUCGAACGAACGUAAAUCAUUUCCCUUUUCGAGCCCCCUGCAUAAGCGAACCGGUGACAUGCAUUUCUCGAACAUCCAUGACGUCCUUCCUCCAGACCAUUUUUCCCCCACUGGGGUGUCAUACUCAUACCGUAGCUCAACUCUCCUUGGAGGUGCUUCCGAACUGAACCAGCCAACAACCCCGCGGAACAGAUCCAGCAGAACGUAGCGUUCCGUAACUUACUUCCACCGACAAUGUUACUACAUGGACUUUUAAUCUCCUUUCCAUCUUAACCUUUUCUUUCUUUUGUCAUAGGUGUGAGACUGGAAUAAAACUUGAGCCUGAUUCUUUCUAACGGGCUAUAGUCCUUAUAACUUGCAUUCGAAGCUAGAAGAGUUUAUACAGUACGAUACCGCAAGAACCAUCUAUAUGUAUGCAUGCGACUGACUGAAUUCAUGUUGUUAUCAUACUACGUGCCCUCCCUCUUAACGUAAGAAAGUUUCGAAAUAUAUUAUAAUUAUUGCCAGGUUACACGAAAAAUGCGUUAACUUUAUGCGAGUUUCUUUUUUUACAUAGAUUGAUGACGCUUUACCCCUGACUUGUGUGUAUGCCCAGUGGAAACUGAAAGCAUGAAAUGCCGUGGGAGUAGGCGUUCUUAGGAUGGUUUGUCGUGUAUCGAGCAUGUUUGACGUCGCCUGAAGAGCUAUUAAGUGUCACGUUGAAUGCGAUGAUAUCCUUUUUUACAUCUAUGCAAAUUACCUUUGUACUGUGUGCACCGAAUCAUGUUUGUGACAUCCUGUCCAGGUAGUGCUGCUGGCGUUAGGACUGGGCAUGCACAGGUGCACCGCUCCUAAAACAAGCGGUUUCCUGCGAAUGCACAGUGCUCACAGCUCCUCUGGGCAAAUGCGCGUACUUAAAAUCAGUGAGUAGCCGUAUAAAUUUUGGACGUUUUUGCGUUAGAACACCACAAGCUUAUGACAGCACUAUCAGAAGUAAUUGCGUAUCAUUUCGCACCGUGAUGCACUUUGAACGUCAAUUAUUGUUGUUUACUCCUAUCAGUUGACCUAACAAAAAGGACGAUCGGCAUUACGCUCCUGUUGCCAUGUGGUAUGAGAUAAAAAAAAUGGAAACAGCACCUUUGUAGCUUUCGAGCACAAUACCGAGCGUCCUUCCCAUUAGUAGGACCGGUUAAAGGAAAGGAUUGGCGUUUAAAGUACAUCGCGGUGCAGUGUAUACGCGAGAUCUUCUGAGAGUGCGCUUUCACUGUUCUGUUUACCGAAAACGGACAUGCCCAAUAACGUGAUCUUAGGUGUGAAUGCGUGGACCUGGUUAUCGAAAGUAAACAUAUUAGAUAAGCAUAUACAAUAUACUGUAGAUACCUCACACGAUUUAUAAAGCUGUCGAUAGCCAAGCAUAAAACAAUGAGGCUGCAAGUGAGCAGUCGUAACGGACAACAACGUCUAUCAAAAGCAACUUAAAAAUAACUUUUUUUUUUUUAUAACGUUGAUAAUUUAUGGAAGGCUCUUGCUAUAGAACGGUUCGUCAUCCCUUCAGAAGUGCUGACGCUCACUUAUUGAUGUCGACAGUCUGUUGUGGUAUAGGACCUGGAGGUGCUGCUCGCGAUAGCCAUUAGUGUGGUCGCCCUGACUUAUCGUAAAAACCGACUUCAAUCACUUAAGCCCCUUCAUGUGUGCUACCCCUUGCUGUACUCGAAAAACAACUCGAUAACCUUCCUUCGGUCAAUUCUAGCAAUGAGAAGGGUGGUCGGAACCAUGUUCCAGCGAUCACGCGGUCGCAAAUGGAGCGGACGCCUCGUUGCCCUUUGGGGCUGCAUGCCUCUUGGAGCACGAUCCACACCGUCCAUCUCAUUGGCUAAACUGAUUAAAGAAGUACGACUGACUGGUGUUUCGAGUGCAUCGCAGUGCAGUGUACAAGCGGGGGUUUCUACGAAUGCAUUUCUCAAGUGGCCGGUCAUGUACGAGCGUAUUCGUGGUACGGAGAAAUAAUAUACAUAGAAGGUUUUGGGUAGUGUUCAUUUUCCAGGAUGAGUUAGCGAGCGUCUGUGUUAACUCAUAUUUGUGGUGCACACUUUCGGAGGUCGAGAGUGAAAAAAAAAGAGAAACCACGUUUGCGGAUUUGCAUACGAGCGACGAGUCUUUUUUGGUGUGCUACGUAAACACACGCCAUAUGGGUUAAUUCGCAUUGCGUCUCUUUCCAUCCCUUUUCUAUGUGUACAUAAACUGUUAGGGUGGCGGCGGCAAGGAGCUGCAGUACUACGUUGCAUGCCGCCUUCUUUCUCGUCUUCGAGGCUCUGAAGGCUGUCGGAACUGUAAACAUGACUGCCGGUCUGGUAAAGUCCGUGUUGUAUAGCUUUUUUCCGCGCACGAUGGUGAAAUCUUGAGCGGAAGAAAAACACGCCCAUGAUACGGCCUCGUUGUUAAUUUGGUGUGUAUCGUCUGUACAACUUAGGGUUUCAGGUGUUAACGUACCACAUGUACCUAUACUGUGCGUUACGUUGAAAUGUGUUUGUAUUUGUGUUUUCUGGCUACCGAAGAAGCGAGGGAAGAUGAUGUCUGUUUUAUAGAAUUGUCCAUUCUUGUCUCUAUGAUUUGUGCGAACGUCUUGUAUACCUAUACUUUAAUUUUGAGUAAAAAUCAACUUUU
Messenger RNA from Ixodes scapularis (black-legged tick), 6929 nucleotides. Its product is annotated as cubilin. The record is from RefSeq and is a predicted model, not a curated record. Gene Ontology annotation, molecular function: protein binding. Gene Ontology annotation, cellular component: plasma membrane. The transcript is spliced from 13 exons. Bases 76 to 2430 code for a protein of 784 amino acids. Lineage: Eukaryota; Metazoa; Arthropoda; Arachnida; Ixodida; Ixodidae.